AUGGCCAUCUCGCACGAUCCCAUCACAGCAGCACCUACCGGCAUCGACGUCGAGGCAUGGACGGUCGAACAGGCAGCCGAGGCGCUACAGGCAACGACCAUUUCGACGCCGACCCCUCCUAGACCCCGCGCCAACGUCACCAUCGAGAUUCCGCUGGACGAAGAUGCUCUGGCCGCCGCGAAUGCUAUGGCUACCGCUAAGCCACCAUCAAAGCAAGAAGUUCACACCGUCUACAAGAGGCGAGAGCCCGUCCGCCGCGAUAGUCUAAAGCGUCGCGAAGCCUUGCUCAAGGGCAAAGAGGGAAGCCGUCGCAGACAGAGAUGGGAGAACGACCGCUUGCUCAACAACCCCUACGCUCAACCUCCUCUUCCUAGCGAUUGGGAGGUCCAUCCUACGUACCCCAUUCACAGCGUCCCAUACUUCCUGGCACCGCUUUGGGAUGCCGAGUACAAGGCCAAGGCACAGGCUAAGGUGAAUACUCGUCGUGCAAACAAUGUUGGCGACACUCGCGCACACGGAUCCAAGGNNGAAGAGCAGGCUGCGGCUCGAGUCCCGCGUGAACUCCGCGAGAAGCUCAAGAAGAGCCGCGGCGCGAAGAACAUGCUCCAAGAUCUUGAAGACGAGGUCAGAAGCUUCGUACAACAAUGGUCUGCCAAUGAGCGCCAGUUGGCCGAGGACGGCCUGGUCGAUGGUGAUAGUGAGGACGAGGAAAUCGUUUUCGUUGGCCGUAAUGGUGCAAUGAGCGAUGACCGUAAGCGCUCAAAGAGCGUUGUCAGCGACGACAGCAGUACGAGCAUCAGCAGUGAUGAUCUAGCAAAGGAGCGUAUGAUCCUUGAGAGUCUCGUUGAUGAUCGUAGUGCUGCAUUCGGGUAUGUAUAUGCUUUGGCUCUCAGUAGCAGUAGCCGUUUGCUGACAUUUGUUAGACGCUGGCUUGUACAUUCUAUCGCGACAUAUUAUGGUCUAGAGACGUGGUCAGUUACCAAGGGCAGCCCGGCUCGACGCGAGGCCUACAUAGGUCUUAAGCACAAGGCUGCCCCAGCGUUCACUGAACUACCACGACCUCUUUAUGUUCUCGUCUAG
This is a messenger RNA of Aureobasidium musti, 1080 nucleotides long. NCBI's taxonomy places the organism in Eukaryota, Fungi, Ascomycota, Dothideomycetes, Dothideales, Saccotheciaceae. The record is from the annotation of a GenBank genome assembly.